CAGCAUCCCUACGUCAGAGCACAGGCAUGGCUUGUAAAACCCACAUGACAAGUGUUGUUAGUGUGCUUUUUCUGUCAGUGUCAAACCCUCGGCUGUAGAGGCUGGAAGGAAUUUUAACUUGAGACCACACAAUUUGUUAUAAAGACAAAUAGGGAUCCGCUGACCGGAUCAAAUCACUCUUACGAAGAAGUACAUCAAUCCUCCGUUGAAACGUGUGAAAGGGGACGCUAACGAAACAUGAUGUCUGUAUUGGGAAGCUCGAUUCGGCUUAUUCAAUUUGCCAGGUGCAGUAACGCCAUAAGCCUGUGUGUUACGACACCUCUCAGAAGACAGUCUAGUAGUGCAACUGCUGCAGCCUUCGUCCAGCCAGCCUCCACAGCGACCCCAGAAGCUGUGGAAAACAGAAAGCCCAAAACGGGGAUCCUAAUGAUGAACAUGGGAGGACCUGAGAAACUGGACGAUGUUCACGAUUUCCUGCUGCGCCUCUUCUCCGACACCGAUCUGAUGAAGCUUCCUGUUCAGAAUCGACUUGGGCCGUUCAUAGCGAAGCGGCGCACCCCUAAGAUCCAGGAGCAGUACAGCCGGAUCGGAGGAGGCUCCCCUAUCAAGGCCUGGACCACCAUGCAGGGAGAGGGCAUGGUCAAACUGCUGGAUGAGAUGUGUCCAGAAACAGCGCCUCAUAAAUUCUACAUAGGAUUCCGCUACGUGCAUCCGCUGACGGAGGAGGCUAUUGAGGAGAUGGAGAAGGAUGGAGUAGAGAGAGCAGUGGCUUUCACCCAGUACCCACAAUACAGCUGUUCUACAACAGGCAGCAGUCUGAACGCUAUCUAUCGAUACUACAGCAGCAGAGCAGACAGGCCUAAGAUGAGGUGGAGUGUCAUCGACCGCUGGCCCACACACCCCCUGUUGGUCGAGUGUUUCUCCCAGCAUGUCCUCAACGAGCUGCAGAAGUUUCCCCCAGAGAAGAGGGAUGAUGUGGUUAUCCUGUUCUCAGCUCACUCACUACCCUUGUCUGUGGUGAACAGGGGAGAUCCGUACCCUCAGGAGGUUGGAGCCACUGUGCAGAGAGUCAUGGAGAGACUACAGCACUGUAAUCCUUACCGCCUGGUCUGGCAGUCCAGGGUUGGUCCUAUGCCGUGGCUGGGCCCUCAGACAGAUGAUGUCAUCAAGGGUCUUUGUGAACGGGGGAAGAAGAACCUGCUACUGGUCCCCAUCGCCUUCACCAGCGACCACAUCGAAACGCUGCAUGAACUGGACAUCGAGUACUCUCAGGUGCUGGGAGAGGAGUGUGGCGUAGAAAACAUCAGAAGGGCUGAAUCUCUGAAUGGAAACCCAAUAUUUUUCCAGGCUCUGGCAGACCUGGUCCAAACCCACCUGAAGUCAAACGAGUCCUGCUCCCGUCAGCUCACCCUGCGCUGCCCACUGUGUACCAACCCCACCUGCGGAGAAACCAAGGCCUUCUUCGCUAAUCAGAAAUGACCCUCUUCCUCAACCAUUUUCUAGUGUUGCAAACUGCAGGUAACUAUCCCCCCCCCAAAAAAAGUCCUGGUUUCCCUGAAAUCCUAUUUGAGGGAUUCUGGAUUUCCUACUUAUUUCUUCCUGAUUCCUGGAUUCUUCCAACCCGGGAUUUCUAUAAAAGCUGGGAAUUCUGAGAGUCACCUACCCAUCUGUUACUAUGGGACAGAGCACACGUUUCUAAGUAACUACCAGAAGAAGAAGCAGACAAACUAGGAUAGAAGCUGUCAGUACGAAUCGCAUUAAAGCUAUAAGACAAGAAGAGUUGCACUUAUUUUGUCCCCCUUGCCGCUCGCUCACAUUCCAUCCGUCGAAUCCCUGGAAAACUAUGUCCAUUUCAUCCCUCCAUCCUUUCCAAAGAGGAACUGGACUGUAUCCUUUCUCACCUGGUACUUGUCCAGUUGGUUUGUACGUCGUGCUCGGGGACGGUGGCGAAGCGUGUGUCCCCCCACCCCAUUCUGGUAUGUCAUCCACAGUGUCUCUUUGAGACCCUUUCUGGAGUCUGGUGGACUGUCCCCUGCUUCGAGACCCUCUCUGGAGUCUGGUGGACUGUCCCCUGCUUCGAGACCCUCUCUGGAGUCUGGUGGACUGUCCCCUGCUUCGAGACCCUCUCUGGAGUCUGGUGGACUGUCCCCUGCUUCGAGACCCUCUCUGGAGUCUGGUGGACUGUCCCCUGCUUCGAGACCCUCUCUGGAGUCUGGUGGACUGUCCCCUGCUUCGAGACCCUCUCUGGAGUCUGGUGGACUGUCCCCUGCUUCGAGACCCUCUCUGGAGUCUGGUGGACUGUCCCCUGCUUCGAGACCUCUAUCUCCACUCGGCCUCUAGAGGAUCCCUGCUUCCAUCCUUGUAGAGGCACGGCUCAUCCAGAGUCAAUGCUCUUAACCUCUCCCACCCAGCAACCUCCUCUCACCUCUCCGCUGACCUCUAAUCUCUUAUAGGGCACCAUAAUCCCUGGUUCCACUUCCACAAAGUGCUGCUGCACAUCUUGCCCCUGCACAUCUUGCCCCAGCACAUCUUGCCCCUGCACAUCUUGCCCCUGCAUGAGUCCCUGUCUCUCCCCGGCUGACCUCUCACCUUCCUGCUGCAGUGUCCCCCAUCCCUGUCUCUCCCCGGCUGACCUCUCACCUCACCUCCCUCAGCUCUGAACCUGUUACCGGUCUAACUAUGGUCUCCAUGGCCUCAUCCUUCUAACCUGAGCUGUGUUAUAGCUGCUGCUGUUUAGACAGACAGACAUAUAUAUUCUUAGCGACUAGCAGCUUUGACAUGCUUCUCCGUUGUCUUCGGGGUCAGUCCAGCCACUGAGAGUAACAUGACAUAACGUGCCUUUUUACAUUGAUUCAACUCUGUGCUUUUUAUAUGUCAUUUACUCAAAUGUGAUAAUUUACCAGGGUCGUGUUCAUCAGGGCACACAGUAACUAAACGUUUUAAAUCAUUUUGCUACCCCCCCCAAAAAAAGAGAGUUUGUUAUUGGAUAAGUUGGAAGAGUACAUCUGUUUUCAGACGUUUUCUUCUGUUACGUGCCUGCUGAACACAAUCCCGAUUUUCUAAUGUAUUUAAGAAGUCAUCUGUAAAAUCAUGUUGAAGAAUCUUGACGUAUACAAAUUGAGGUUUUGUUUUUAUAGAUGUGUGGAUACCCUAGUUCAAUAAGACAUUAUAGCAUCUCAUUGUUGAGCGGUCGUUUCUGAUUGGCUUGAAGAGCAUUCUAGAGCGUGCGUUACUUCCCUAAAACGCGCUGUGCAUAUCAUCACGGUUGAAUUCAAUGGCUUCCGUUCAGUCUUACAUGUUUUUUGUUUUUAAGCUGAUUUUUGAAAGCGAAAGUCGAAUUGUGAACAGUAUUGGCGGUGUUGAAUUCAAUUUUCAUCAUAGCAAACUAGGACUUUUUAGUUUGGUUUAGUUAAACUAGCGAGUCUGUCUGUUUGGUUACCACGGCAACCGCCGUAGCUACCUAGUCAACUCGCUAGCUUCUUCGGUGGGACGUUGAACACAAUUUCUACCGGCAAAAUGUGUUCAAUUACAGUCAUGGUGUCAAUGGGAUAAUCGACUCGGGGGGGGGGGCUAUAUGUGUUCUCUGGAGAAUAAUGCAACUCCGUGGGAGGUCAGUUCCACUCUACUAGGACCUUUUCACGGCGCUUAAUUAUUUUCCAUAGAACACACAGCCCUCAUUGAUUAUCACUUACAUAUAUGAUGUGUGUGUGUGUAUAUAUAUAGUGAAGAGAUGCUGCUUCACGUUAUAUCAUUGUUAUUUUUAGGUUUAUUUAUUUCUGUCUGUCAUAAAACACCACCAGCUCCGCUGUUCAAAAUGUGUUCAUAUAAUUUUUACUGGAAUAAAACAUUAACAAGUCUUCCACCACAUCUAAUAAAAUGGACAACAUUAAAAACA
Molecule: messenger RNA, 3895 nt
Organism: Salmo salar (Atlantic salmon)
Lineage: Eukaryota; Metazoa; Chordata; Actinopteri; Salmoniformes; Salmonidae
Gene: fech
Product: ferrochelatase
Biological process (GO): heme biosynthetic process
Cellular component (GO): mitochondrion
Molecular function (GO): protoporphyrin ferrochelatase activity
Source: RefSeq, a predicted model, not a curated record